UGCUGUUAAUAUUUCUGAUUUUUUAACGUUUUCUUGGUUUUUAGGCGCAUGGCCAAAAGCUACGCAUCGAGCUGUUUGACGAAGACCAAGGUCAGGAUGAAGAGCUUGGCAGGCUGAGUAUCGAGCUGAAAGAUAUCCAGGCAAAAGGAAGCAUUGACAACUGGUUCCCACUAGAAGGCUGCAAACAUGGUGAUCUUCAUCUGAAAGCCACCUGGAUGAACCUUUCCAAGGAAAAACGUCAUCUUGAGAAACAGCAGUGGGAGAGUGAAUGGCUACAAGCUGAUAAACCUAUCCAUCCCGCUUUAUUGAUGGUAUACGUAGACUCCGUUUCUGAUCUACCGUAUCCGAAGUCAAAACUUGAACCGUCGCCAUUCGUUGAAGUGACGUUAGGCAAAAAUGCUCAACGCACACCUGUUAAGGUAAAAACCGUAAAUCCUCUUUAUCAGUCCAAGUUCCUCUUCUUUGUCAGACAUCCAGAAGGACAAGAGCUGAAGUUUGAGAAACAGCAGUGGGAGAGUGAAUGGCUACAAGCUGAUAAACCUAUACAUCCCGCUUUAUUGAUGGUAUACGUAGACUCCGUUUCUGAUCUACCGUAUCCGAAGUCAAAACUUGAACCGUCGCCAUUUGUUGAAGUGACAUUAGGUAAAAAUGCUCAACGCACGCCUGUUAAGGUAAAAACCGUGAAUCCUCUUUACCAAUCCAAGUUCCUCUUCUUUGUCAGACAUCCAGAAGGGCAAGAGCUGAAGUUUGAGGCAAUCGAUGACGGUACACGAAAGACUCUUGGUUCGCUGACUAUUCCGCUGACUCAGCUCAUAAAGGAACCAGAAUUGGAAUUCUACCAACAGACCUUCAUGCUUACUUGGGGAGUUCACCAAAGUCCUAUAGUUCUCACCGUCAGACUCAGGGGCUUCGUGCCUGCGGAUGGGGAGAAACCAGGCAACAAACCAAUUGAAAUCAACAGCAAAGCAAUAGAUCACAGUGAUGAAAUACUAAUUCGUCAUAAUACUUAA
This is a messenger RNA of Strongylus vulgaris, 1010 nucleotides long. NCBI's taxonomy places the organism in Eukaryota, Metazoa, Nematoda, Chromadorea, Rhabditida, Strongylidae. The record is from the annotation of a GenBank genome assembly.